CCCGCCCCCCGCCCCGCCCCGCUGGCGGCGUGACCCGGAAGUAGUCGCGGUAGAGCUGAGGGUGGCAGGGCCCGCGUCCCCGCCAUGGCUCCCAAGGGCGGCCCCGGCGGGCGGCAGCAGUCGGAGGAGGAUCUGCUCCUGCAGGACUUCAGCCGCAACCUCUCCGCCAAGUCCUCCGCGCUCUUCUUCGGCAACGCCUUCAUCGUCUCCGCUAUCCCCAUUUGGCUUUAUUGGAGGAUAUGGCAUAUGGAUCUUGUUCAGUCUGCAGUCCUGUAUAGCGUAAUGACCCUCAUCAGUACCUAUCUAGUAGCUUUUGCGUAUAAGAACGUCAAGUUUGUUCUCAAACACAAAGUAGCACAGAAAAGAGAGGACGCUGUUUCCAAAGAAGUUACUCGCAAGCUGUCUGAGGCAGACAAUAGGAAGAUGUCUCGUAAGGAGAAGGAUGAAAGAAUUCUGUGGAAGAAAAAUGAAGUUGCAGAUUAUGAAGCAACAACUUUUUCCAUCUUCUACAACAAUACUCUCUUUCUGGUCUUGGUCAUCAUUGCUUCAUUUUUUGUGCUGAAGAACUUCAACCCCACUGUAAACUAUAUUCUUUCUAUAAGUGCUUCAUCUGGACUGAUUGCUCUGCUAUCUACAGGAUCCAAGUAGACAAAAAAA
Haliaeetus leucocephalus (bald eagle) is the source of this 657-nucleotide messenger RNA. It is a transcript of the gene SSR3, whose product is annotated as signal sequence receptor, gamma (translocon-associated protein gamma). Gene Ontology annotation, biological process: SRP-dependent cotranslational protein targeting to membrane. The transcript is spliced from 5 exons. Bases 85 to 648 code for a protein of 187 amino acids. The record is from RefSeq and is a predicted model, not a curated record. Gene Ontology annotation, cellular component: endoplasmic reticulum; membrane. NCBI's taxonomy places the organism in Eukaryota, Metazoa, Chordata, Aves, Accipitriformes, Accipitridae.